UCAGACGUCAAUCACAAAGCUAUAUCCCACCCAAGCCACCAAUUCCUCACCAACAAACAAAGCCGCAUAUUCCACACCCAAUCUCCACCGUCCACUCCAAAUCCAACGCCCCACAAUCAAAUCACAUCACAUGCUGUCACUCUAUUAAUCCCAAACACCGCCACAUCACCAGAUCCAACUCCCUCCCACCAUGGCCUCCGUAGCACUCACCACCACCGCACUCCCCUACCUCCGCCUCCGCCGCAACACCGCCGCCACCCUCAAACCCAACCGCCACUCUUCCAUUUCACUCUCCUCACUCAAACCAACCCUCAACGCUUCAAUUUCCUCCUUCCCAAAUUUCUCACUAAAAAAACCAAGCCUAGUUUUCAAUCAAAAACCCUCCUCUCUAACCGUCAGAGCCUCCGCAGCCUCCAUCACUCCGGCGCCGGCGCCUUCAUCGGCGCCGGUACAGCCAUGGCAAGGCGCUUCCAUAAAGCCGCUAAUAGCCUCCAUCGCGACGGGAGUAAUCCUCUGGUUCUCACCCGUUCCCGCCGGCGUGAACCGCAACGCGUGGCAACUGCUCGCGAUUUUCUUAGGCACAAUCGUCGGCAUAAUAACACAACCCUUACCUCUUGGAGCGGUAGCAAUAUUAGGGUUAGGUGUUUCCGUUCUCACCAAAACGCUACCCUUCGCCGCCGCAUUCUCCGGCUUCGGCGAUCCCAUCCCCUGGCUCAUCGCCCUCGCUUUCUUCUUCGCCAAGGGUUUUAUCAAAACCGGCCUCGGAAACCGCGUCGCGUACCAAUUCGUUAAACUCUUCGGCAGCUCCUCGUUAGGGUUAGGUUACAGCUUGGUCUUCAGCGAGGCGCUUCUUGCGCCGGCGAUUCCCUCGGUGUCGGCGAGGGCGGGGGGAAUUUUCCUGCCGCUGGUGAAGGCGCUGUGCGUGGCUUGCGGGAGCAACGCCGGCGACGGGACGGAGCACAGGUUGGGGGCGUGGCUCAUGCUCACGUGCUUUCAGACCUCCGUCAUUACGUCGGCGAUGUUCUUGACGGCGAUGGCGGCGAAUCCGCUGUGCGCGACUCUUACUCUGAAUUCCAUUAAUCAAACUAUUGGGUGGUUGGAUUGGGCUAAAGCCGCAAUUGUUCCUGGCUUGGCGUCGUUGGUGUUGGUGCCGUUGAUUUUGUAUGUUAUAUAUCCGCCGACAUUGAAGAGUAGUCCUGAUGCUCCUAAGCUUGCGAAGGAGAAGUUGGAGAAGAUGGGGCCCAUGACGACCAAUGAGAAGAUCAUGACUGCUACUUUGUUUCUCACGGUGGGACUUUGGGUAUUUGGAGGGCUUCUUAAUGUUGAUGCUGUAUCUGCUGCAAUUCUUGGAUUAUCUGUACUUCUUGUCACUGGGGUUGUAACAUGGAAGGAGUGCUUAGCUGAAGGAGUUGCCUGGGAUACCCUCACAUGGUUUGCUGCCCUCAUAGCAAUGGCUGGGUAUUUGAACAAAUAUGGUCUCAUUUCUUGGUUCAGUCAAACUGUAGUCAAGUUUGUCGGUGGAUUGGGUCUAUCAUGGCAAUUAUCUUUUGGAAUUCUAGUCCUUCUCUACUUUUACUCUCAUUACUUCUUUGCAAGUGGAGCUGCUCAUAUUGGUGCCAUGUUUACUGCAUUUUUGUCUGUUGCCACUGCUCUGGGGACUCCGCCAUUCUUUGGAGCCAUAGUGCUGUCCUUCCUCUCCAACCUUAUGGGUGGCCUUACGCAUUAUGGAAUUGGAUCAGCUCCUGUGUUUUUCGGUGCCAACUAUGUUCCCCUUGCUAAAUGGUGGGGCUACGGAUUCCUCAUUAGUAUUGUUAACAUUAUAAUCUGGCUUGGACUUGGAGGAGUUUGGUGGAAAUUCAUUGGCUUGUGGUAAGAGGCCAAUUAUUUAAAUUUGCCUACACAGAAUUUCUAAUUUAAGAUUUUUGUAUACAUUCGUGUAUGAAUCCUCCUUAUUACCAGCAGUUGAAGCAAUCUGCUUUUCUUUUUCCCAUUCUUUCUAUAAUAAUCUUCGGGAGGUUUUGAUGGAGAUUUAGGUGGGCCUGGAUACAGUUGGUCGUUUUAGAUCCCGGGUAGAAUAUUUACAUUAUUAUUUAUAUAUGAAAUGUAAGGACAUCCUGCCAUUCAGGAUAUGUUGCAGUUGUAUGCCUUGAAUGGGCUUUUACAUAAAUUUUGCUGAGCAAGUGUUAGAUUCUUGUGCGGGAUGGCAAUAUUGUGAAUUUUAGAUAUUGCAUUCAUAUAACUGAAAUUUGGCGGUUAUCA
Glycine soja is the source of this 2259-nucleotide messenger RNA. Its product is annotated as dicarboxylate transporter 1, chloroplastic-like. The record is from RefSeq and is a predicted model, not a curated record. Gene Ontology annotation, cellular component: membrane. Gene Ontology annotation, biological process: transmembrane transport. Lineage: Eukaryota; Viridiplantae; Streptophyta; Magnoliopsida; Fabales; Fabaceae. Bases 191 to 1873 code for a protein of 560 amino acids. The transcript has 3 exons. Gene Ontology annotation, molecular function: transmembrane transporter activity.